AUGGCUCGAGGUUCCAGCCCCGGGUCUGACAGCACUGGCUCCGUCACAGUGAGGUCGGCCACCGGCGACAGAGAUGCGUUGUAUGUUACAGAAGAGGAGCUGGCUGGUGACGACGAGGACAUGCCGACCUUCCCAUGCACACAAGAGGGCCGGCCGGGGCCCCGCUGCAGCCGCUGCCAGAAGAACCUGUCUUUGCACACGUCGGUGCGGAUUCUUUAUCUCUUCCUGGCCCUGCUCCUGGUGGCCGUGGCCGUGCUGGCCUCUCUGGUUUUCAGGAAAGUGGACUCUCUCUCUGAAGACAUCUCCCUGGCCCAGGCCAUCUAUGACAAGAAGCUGAUGUCCAUGCAGGAAAAUCUGCAAGGCCUGGAUCUGAAAGCCCCAAACAAUUGUUCCUUCUGCCAUGAGGCUGGGCAGCUGGAGCAAGAGAUCAGAAAAUUGCAGGAAGAGCUGGAAGGAAUUCAGAAGAUGCUUCUGGCCCAGGAGGUCCAGCUGGACCAGACCUCUCAGACCCAUGAACUGCUCUCCACCACCAGCAGUCAAAUCUCCCAGGAGAUGGGCAAUUGUUCCUUCUCCAUCCACCAGGUCAACCAGUCUCUGGGGUUCUUUCUCACUCAGGUGAGAGGCUGGCAGGCCACCACAGCUGGCCUGGACCUCUCUCUGAAGGACCUCACCCAGGAGUGCUAUGAUGUCAAGGCUUCUGUCCACCAGAUCAACUUCACUGUUGGGCAGACUUCAGAGUGGAUCCAUGGGAUCCGGCGGAAGACUGAUGAGGAGACCCUGACCCUCCAGAAGAUUGUCACUGACUGGCAAAACUACACCCGGCUCUUCGGCAGCCUGCGUACCACAUCGGCCAAGACCGGAGAAGCGGUCAAGAACAUCCAGGCCACCCUGGGGGUCUCCUCACAGCGCAUCAGCCAGAAUUCCGAGAGCAUGCAUGACCUGGUGCUGCAGGUCAUGGGCUUGCAGCUACAGCUGGAUAACAUCUCGUCCUUCCUGGACGACCACGAGGAGAACAUGCACGAUCUGCAGUACCACACCCACUAUGCCCAGAACCGCACAGUGGAGAGAUUCGAGACGCUAGAAGGACGCAUGGCUUCUCAUGAGAUCGAGAUCGGCACCAUCUUCACCAACAUCAACGCCACCGACAACCACGUGCACAGCAUGCUCAAGUACCUGGACGACGUGCGGCUCUCCUGCACGCUGGGCUUCCACACCCACGCCGAGGAGCUCUACUACCUGAACAAGUCCGUCUCCCUCAUGCUGGGCACCACAGACCUGCUCCGGGAGCGCUUCAGCUUGCUCAGCGCCCGGCUGGACUUCAACGUCCGCAACCUCUCCAUGAUCGUGGAGGAGAUGAAAGCUGUGGACACGCGGCAUGGAGAAAUCCUUCGCAAUGUCACCAUCCUGAGAGGUGCCCCCGGCCCCCCCGGACCAAGAGGACUCAAAGGAGACACGGGCACGAAAGGGCCUGGUGGCAGCAGAGGACCGAAAGGAGACCCUGGCAGCUUGGGGCCCCCGGGACCCCAGGGUCCUCAGGGGCAGCCUGGAGACACAGGACCCAUGGGGGAAAGGGGACCGGUUGGCCUUCGGGGUUUCCCAGGCCUCAAAGGCUCAAAGGGCAGUUUUGGAACUGGAGGCCCAAGAGGACAGCCAGGCCCGAAAGGGGACAUGGGGCCCCCAGGGCCAGAGGGGCCCCCAGGGUCUCCAGGGCCCUCAGGGCCUCAGGGAAAGCCAGGGAUUGCUGGCAAAACAGGGUCACCAGGCCAGCGGGGGCCCAUGGGGCUUAAGGGUGAACCAGGGAUCCAGGGGCCCCCUGGCCUCCCAGGGCCCCCAGGCCCACCAGGAAGCCAGAGCCGCUACUAA
Puma concolor (puma) is the source of this 1863-nucleotide messenger RNA. The record is from RefSeq and is a predicted model, not a curated record. Lineage: Eukaryota; Metazoa; Chordata; Mammalia; Carnivora; Felidae.